Messenger RNA from Peromyscus californicus insignis, 6850 nucleotides. RefSeq names its product leptin receptor (gene Lepr). Gene Ontology annotation, molecular function: protein binding; cytokine receptor activity. Lineage: Eukaryota; Metazoa; Chordata; Mammalia; Rodentia; Cricetidae. The record is from RefSeq and is a predicted model, not a curated record. The transcript has 19 exons. Gene Ontology annotation, biological process: cytokine-mediated signaling pathway. Gene Ontology annotation, cellular component: membrane; external side of plasma membrane. The coding region runs from base 575 to 4066 and encodes 1163 amino acids.
CGGUCACCUGUGUGGCCAGUGCCCCGCAGUGGCGCGCCCGCGUGCUAGUGGCUGGCACCUUCAGAGCCAGCGACACAGAGCUCAAGCAUCCCGUGCCUCAACGUCAGCCCGCGACACAGGUGGGACUCCCUUCCCGGCCCGAACCCCUGGCACAGAGUCACCCAGGGCUGCGCAGCAGGUCGCAGCAGCAGGUCUGGGGACCAGGCGGUUGAUUUGGGCGGCACCUGCGGAGGGCCACGCAACUUCUCCAGGCCUCCCGCCACUUUGGAAACUGCCCGGGACUGCGACCGCAACCCUUUAAGCUGGGGUUGCAGAGAAGAGGGUGGGUUGGUUUGAAAGACACAAGGGGAAAAAAAUGUAUUGUGGGGCGGGCUAAGUUUCCCACCCUCUUCCCCCUCCCCGAGCAAAUUAAAAACAAAACAAAUAGAAAAGCCAGCCCGCCAGCCAACCAAAGCCCCAAGCCGAGCCCCAGCCGAAGCACUCCUUUAAAAGGAUUUGCAGCGGAGAGGGAAAAAGAACCAGAGCCGACCGAGGAAUCUGUUCUGCAAACCCAGGUGAACAUCUCUGAAGUAAGAUGAUUUGUCAGAAAUUCUAUGUGGUUUUGUUACACUGGGAAUUUCUUUAUGUGAUAGCUGCACUUAACUUGGCGUAUCCCAUUUCUCCCUGGAGAUUUAAGUUGUUCUGUGCACCACCAAAUACAACGGAGGACUCCUUUCUUUUACCUGCUGGAAUCCCAAAGAAUGCUUCAGCGUUGAGUGGGGCUUCUGAAGUGGUUGUUGAAGCUAACGUCAAUACAAGUAGUGUCUACGUUUCUGAGUUAUCCAAAACCAUCUUCCAUUGUUGCUUUGGGAAUGAGCGAGGUAAAAACUGCUCUGUGCGAGCAGGCAACACAGAAGGGAAGGCCCUAGCUUCAACAGUAAAGGCUUUAGUUUCUCAACAGCUAGGUGUAAACUGGGACGUAGAGUGCUGGAUGAAAGGGGACUUGACAUUAUUCAUCUGUCAUAUGGAACCAUUACUUAAGAACCCCUUCAAGAAUUAUGACUCUAAGGUCCAUUUUUUAUAUGAUCUGCCUGAAGUCAUAGAUGGUUUGCCUCUGGCUCCCUUGAAAGACAGUUUUCAGACUGUCCAGUGCAACUGCAGUGUUCGGGACUGUGACUGUCAUGUGGUAGUGCCAAGAGCCAAAGUCAACCACUCUCUUCUGAUGUACUUGGAAAUCACAUCUGCUGGAGUGACUUUUCAGUCACCUCUAAUGACAGUGCAGCCCAUGCUUGUCGUGAAACCUGAUCCACCGUUAGGUUUACAAAUGGAAAUCACAGAUGAUGGUAAUUUAAAGAUUUCUUGGGACAGCCCAAUGGUGGCACUCUUUCCACUUCAAUAUCAAGUGAAAUAUUCAGAGAAUUCUACAGUUAAAAAAGAGGUUGCCGAAGUUGUCUCCGAUCCUUUCCUGCUGGUACACAGUGUGCUUCCUGGAUCUUCGUAUGAGGUUCAGGUGAGGAGCAAGAGACUGGAUGGCUCGGGAAUCUGGAGUGACUGGAGUUUGCCUCAAGUCUUCACCACACAAGAUGUCAUGUACUUUCCACCCAAACUUCUGACAAGUGUUGGAUCGAACGUCUCCUUUCAAUGCAUCUACAAAAAUGAAAACCAAAUUAUUUCCUCAAAACAGAUAGUUUGGUGGAUGAAUCUAGCUGAGAAAAUCCCCGAAAUACAGUACAGCGCUGUGAAUGACCACGUUAGCCAAGUGACUUUUUCCAACUUGAAGGCCACCAGACCUCGAGGGAAGUAUGCCUAUGACGCAGUAUACUGCUGCAGUGGGCAGGAGUGCCAUCACCGCUACGCUGAAUUAUAUGUGAUUGAUGUCAAUAUCAAUAUAUCAUGUGAAACUGAUGGGUACUUAACUAAAAUGACUUGCAGAUGGUCACCCAGCACAAUCCAAUCACUUGUGGGAAGCACUGUGCAGUUGAAUUAUCACAGGAGCAGCCUGUAUUGUUCCGAUAGUCCGUCUAUUCAUCCUGCAUCCGAGUCCAAAAGCUGCAUCUUGCAGAGGGAUGGCUUUUAUGAAUGUGUUUUCCAGCCCAUCUUUCUAUUAUCUGGCUACACAAUGUGGAUCAGGAUCAAUCAUUCUUUAGGUUCACUUGACUCUCCACCAACGUGUGUCCUUCCCGACUCCGUAGUAAAACCACUACCUCCAUCUAGUGUGAAAGCAGAGAUUACUAUAAACAUUGGAUUAUUAAAAAUAUCUUGGGAAAAGCCUGUCUUUCCAGAGAAUAACCUUCAGUUCCAGAUUCGAUAUGGCUUAAAUGGAAAAGAAAUACAAUGGAAGACGCACGAGGUAUUUGAUGCAAAAUCAAAGUCUGCCAGUCUGCCGGUGCUGGACCUCUGUGCUGUCUACGUGGCACAGGUACGCUGCCGGCGGUUGGAUGGACUUGGGUACUGGAGUAAUUGGAGCAGUCCAGCCUACACACUUGUUAUGGAUGUGAAAGUUCCUAUGAGAGGACCUGAAUUUUGGAGAAUAAUGAGUGGCGAUGUUUCUAGAAAAGAGAGAAAUGUCACCUUGCUUUGGAAGCCCCUGAUGAAAAAUGACUCCCUGUGCAGUGUGAGGAGGUAUGUGGUGCAGCACCAUACUGCCUACGAUGGGACAUGGUCAGAAGAUGCGGGAGAUCAGACCAAUCUCACUUUCCUGUGGGCAGAACAAGUGCAUACCGUUACAGUUCUGGCCGUCAAUUCCAUCGGUGCUUCACUUGCAAAUUUUAAUCUGACAUUUUCAUGGUCAAUGAGUAAAGUGAGUGCCGUGGAGUCCCUCAGUGCUUACCCCCUGAGCAGCAGCUCUGUGAUCCUUUCCUGGACGCUGUCGCCUGGGGAUUACAAUCUACUAUACCUGGUGAUUGAAUGGAAGAAUCUUAAUGAAGACGAUGGGAUGAAAUGGCUUAGAAUCCCUUCGAAUGUUAAGAAGUAUUACAUCCACGAUAACUUCAUUCCCAUCGAGAAAUAUCAGUUUAGUCUUUAUCCAGUAUUUAUGGAAGGAGUUGGAAAACCAAAGAUAAUUAAUGGUUUCACCCAAGAUGACAUGGACAAGCGGCAGACUGACGCAGGGCUGUAUGUGAUUGUGCCCAUCAUUAUUUCUUCUUGUGUCCUGCUGCUCGGAACACUGUUAAUCUCACACCAGAGAAUGAAAAAGUUGUUUUGGGAAGAUGUUCCAAACCCCAAGAAUUGUUCCUGGGCACAAGGACUUAAUUUCCAAAAGCCUGAAACAUUUGAGCAUCUUUUUACCAAGCAUGCAGAAUCAGUGAUAUUUGGUCCUCUUCUUCUGGAGCCUGAACCCAUUUCAGAAGAAAUCAGUGUCGAUACAGCUUGGAAAAAUAAAGAUGAGAUGGUACCAGCAGCUAUGGUCUCGCUUCUUUUGACCACUCCAGACCCUGAGAGGGGUUCUAUUUGUAUUAGUGACCAGUGUGACAGUGCUCCCUUCUCUGGGGCUCACAGCACUCAAGUGACCUGUGAGGACGAGUGUCAGAGACAACCCUCAGUUAAAUAUGCAACGCUGGUCAGCCACUCGAAAACGGUGGAAACUGAUGAAGAGCAAGGGCUUACCCAUGGCUCCAUCAGCAAUUGCAUCUCCAGAGAACACUCCCCACUGAGAGAAUCUUUCCCUAGCAGCUCCUGGGAGAUAGAGACUCAGGCAUUUUUCCUAUUAUCAGGUCAGCAACCCAACACGAUUUCCCCACAGCUUUCAUUCUCGGCAUUGGAUGAGAUUUUGGAACUGGAAGGAAACUUCCCUGAAGAAAAUCAUAGCGAAAAGUCUGCCUAUUAUUUAGGGGUCACCUCCAUCAAAAAAAGAGAGAAUGAUAUGUUUUUGACUGACGAGUCAGGAGUAUUGUGCCCAUUCCCAGCCCACUGUCUGUUUCGUGACAUCAGAAUCCUCCAGGACAGUUGCUCACACUUCGUAGAAAAUAAUUUGAAUUUAGCAACCUCUGCUCAGAAGACCUUUGUACCUUACAUGCCGCAGUUUCAAACCUGUUCCACUCACAGUCAUAAGAUAAUGGAGAGUAAGAUGUGUGACUUAACUGUGUAAUCUCAUUCAAGAAGCCUCCAGGUUUGUGUGCCAGUAGAGCGUAUCAUGUGUAAUAUAUUUUAUUGUUGUGGAUGUGGGGGACAAGUGUCAGAGUCUAGUUUGAAAAUGAUUGUUUUGAAAUUAAUUGUGUCUGUCUUCUCUCAGUAAUGCAGACAAUCAUACAAGGAAGCCUUCAUGAGUCUAGUGAUGUAGAUGGACUCUCAUUGAAUACGUUGUCAAGCUAGCCUGGGGAGGGCUCUUAUUUCUAGCUAAAAAUAAACUCAGGAAGUAGAAUCCUUCUAAACAGCUGGCCUCUGUGGAAAGAACAAAUUUCAACAUUAUAUUGACACCUGAAAGAGAGGCUUCAAACUAAGAUCUCUGAGAUAUAAUUGUUUCAAGUGUGUGUUUGUCUUACCUUGAGUUGUCUUGUCUUGUGCUAAUUCACACAUGUGCAUGUGAAAAUUUAAACUGAAUAGGUAUUCUUGUGUGCUUUGGAAGUGUGUGACAUGUUCAUAUCUUGUGCCACUCGACUGUGUUAUUUGAAGUGUCACUCCCUUAAAUUUGAUAAUAAUAUCAACACUAAUAAUCUCUAAUAAGUAGAGAAUGGAACCCUACUCUAAGAAGUUACACUUUUGAAGAGGGACAGUGUAGCUAAUCCCUUUGCAACAAAGCCAGGACCCAUGACAGAGGAUGAAGACAACUGUGAGAAUGACAGCAUCAUCACCAGCACUUGGAUGACAGUGUGGUCAGCUUUGAGAGCACGAUGCCAGCCUUAACGAAAGUCCACGGAAACGAUUAUUUUCUGAUGGAUUGCCAAGUGUCACUGCAUCCCACUCUAGAACAUCAUCCCUCCCCAUCUCCACUGGGAUGCUAUUUCUCCCCUCACUGGAUACCAUUAGAUAAAACAACCACUGUGCUUUACAGGUUGCACACAUUAACUUGCUUACUGCAAUAAUUGCAUGAGGCACAGGCUAUACAUUCCCACUGUGUCAUUAUCCCCCUGUGAAGGAUGAAGCCAUUAAGUCAUCCACCCAAUGUCCUAGACAUAAUCAUUGAUGGAACCAGAAUUCAGAUUUAAUCCACACCAUUUUAAUACUACUGGUUGAAUUUUAAACCUAGCUUUUACUUUGUCAUGCUUUAAAAAUCAAAAUACCUGAUGUCAUCAAAGAAGACCUAGUGAGAGGGAACAGAGUGAUGGGGGAAUAAUUGAGACCUGUUCUUCAACUUGAAAAUUGAUGUAUGGAUGUAUUAUUUAUGGCAAGUUUGAUAUGGCAAGAUGAUUCAAAGACAACCUAGCAAGCAAGAAGUUAGGUAAAAAAACAAAAAACAAAAAACAAAAAACUGCACAUUCAGGUGUUCAAUGUCAAGAAGAAUUCCAAGAAUAUCAGUAUCAUCAAAGGGAGUAUGUUAAUGCUUAUCAGUAUGCUUAUGUAUUGCCAAGCAUCACUAGCAUUUCAUACUAACCUGAGACUGAGCUCCUGAUUUUACCAUUAACCUAAGUAAAUCCCACCAUGCCAUCUCUACUCCAAUUAGAGUUUUAUGGAUGAGCACUUCUAAGUGAUAAGACAGAUCCCUGACGCUAAUUAGAUUUUUUCUCAGGCUUUGUGUUUGAUGAAACUGUCAUAUGUCCUGAAUUAGGAAGAUGACUCAAGAUCCCACCAUCCACUGAUGCCUGUUUUGUCAUGAGAAGGCAGAAGGUAGAACACUAACUAGUUGGCGUUCUGUGCAAAGAUAUGGGAAAUUUUUUCUCCCACUGUUUUUCAGUAACAAAUUAUUACAUGUUGAAAUGACUCAUCUAUCACUUUUAAUAUUUGCCUAUUAGGUGGAGCCUAUUAAUUGAAAGUACAGUAUAAGAGAGAUGGAAAAUUUAAACUUUUCCCCUGUCAGUGUGUAGCUAGAGAUUAACCACUGAGCAUGUCCAUUGUGAUAGCAUGGGCUUGGGCUUUCUGGACCCAGAACACCAUGUAAGAGAAACCAAUGGGUAUUUUAAUGAGCUCAGGAGUGAAUCUGGUGUGUGAGUGACAGUGAAUUCACAAAUCCAACAGUCAUUGAAAUACUACAAAUGUGAGCUAGAGUCAUCUAGGGACAGCAUAUUAAUGUGAGCUCAUUGGUACUGUGCUUCUAAAACAGAGAAAUUGCAUCAAUAAGACUGACUGACAUCUGCAGCUAUGUUCAGAACAGGGGCUGAACUACAUGGGUAUCCACAGAAUAAGGUCAAGUUUAUUGCCAGUGACUUGGGUUCUUACUUCCACUUAUGAAAGCUGAUUUCACUAUUGCUACAUGUUAGUCACUGGGUCCUUGUGAAAAUUGUUACUAAAUCAAGUUUUGUAAAAUUUGGGAAAAAUGUAUGGUGUUUGAUAACUCAGAAUAAUCUCACUUUUCUUCCCAAGGCUUCUAUAAUUUUUAAGGGAUGAAAGAGUUCAAUGUGAAUUUUGGAGUUCUGUUCUACAGUAGUUUUUGAACCUUAUCUAUUUGUGUGGGUUGAUCCUAAGCCUCACACAAGCUGGCAAGAGCUCCAACACACUGAGAAACAACUUCCAAACUUGGCCUCUAAAAUCUUGUGAGGAAGCUUGGCAGUGGUGAUGCAUACCUUUCAUUCCAGCACUCGGGAGGCAGAGGCAAGAGGAUCUCUGAGUUUGAGGCCAACCUGGUCUAUAGAGUGAGUGCCAGGACAGCCAGGGCUACACAGAGAGAACCUGUCUUGAAAAACCAAAAAAAACAAACAAACAAAAAACCCCCAAACCCUGUGAUGACUAUGGAAUUUUGAAUAUGUCUUUUAAAGUCCUUAAAUUGAAAAAAAUAAAC